Molecule: messenger RNA, 2386 nt
Organism: Mastomys coucha (southern multimammate mouse)
Lineage: Eukaryota; Metazoa; Chordata; Mammalia; Rodentia; Muridae
Gene: Il17rc
Product: interleukin 17 receptor C
Exons: 18
Coding region: 220-2358 (712 amino acids)
Molecular function (GO): interleukin-17 receptor activity
Source: RefSeq, a predicted model, not a curated record
ACAGCCACUGCCUGCUGGGAGCCAAAUCGAAAGCACUCCAGCUGAAACUGGGCCGGGAGUCCAGGCUCACUGGAGUGGGAAAGCAUGGCUGGAGAGGAAUUCUAGCCCUUGCUCUCUCCCAGGGACACGGGGCUGAUUGUCAGCAGGGGCGAGGGGUCUGCCCCCCCUUGGGGGGGCAGGACGGGGCUUCAGGCCUGGGUUCCGUCAGGCACCUGGAAGAUGCCUGUGUCCUGGUUCUUGCUGUCCUUGGCACUGGGCCGAAGCCCCGUGGUCGUUUCUCUGGAGAGACUCAUGGAGCCUCAGGACACUGCACGCUGCUCUCUAGGCCUCUCCUGCCACCUCUGGGAUGGUGACAUGCUCUGCCUGCCUGGAAGCCUCGAGUCUGCCCCAGGCCCCGUGCUAGUGCCUACCCACCUGCAGACGGAGCUGGUACUGAGGUGUCCACAGGAGACAGAUUGCGCCCUCUGUGUCCGUGUAGUUGUGCAUUUGGCCGUGCACGGGCACUGGGAAGAGGCUGUCGAGGCUGGAAACUCUGAUUCAGAACUCCAGGAGUCUAGGAAUGCCUCUCUCCAGGCCCAGGUGGUGCUCUCCUUCCAAGCCUACCCCACGGCCCGAUGUGCCCUGCUAGAGGUCCGGGUGCCUGCUGACCUGGUGCAGCCUGGUCAGUCCGUGGGUUCUGCAGUAUUUGACUGUUUCAAGGCUGGUCUUGGGGCUGAGGUACACAUCUGGUCCUACACGAUGCCCAGGUACCAGAAAGAGCUCAACCUCACGCAGCGGCUGCCUGACUGCAGGGGUCUUGAAGUCCAGGACAGCAUCCAGAGCUGCUGGGCCCUGCCCUGGCUCAACGUGUCUACAGAUGGUGACAAUGUUCUUCUGAACGUCUCUGAGGAGCAGGACUUUAGCCUCUUACUGUACUUGAAUCACGUCCCAGGUCCUUUCAAAUCCUUGUGGUACAAAAACCUGACUGGACCCCAGAACAUUACUUUAAACCACACAGACCUGGUUCCCUGCCUCUGCAUUCAGGUGUGGUCCGUGGAGUCAGACUCUGAGAGGAUCGUCUUCUGCCCCUUCAAGGAAGAUCCCCGUGCACACAGGAACCUCUGGCACAUAGCCAGGCUGCGGGUGCUGUCUCUAGGGAGAUGGCAGCUAGAUGCGCCUUGCUCUCUGCCGGCCAAGGUGGCACUGUGCUGGCAGGCACCAGACCAGAGUCCCUGCCAGUCACUUGUGCCCCCAAUGCCCCAGAAGAAUGUCACUGUGAAUGAGCCACAAGAGUUCCUGUCGGUGAGAGACCACCCCAACCUCUGUGUCCAGGUGAGCACCUGGGAGAAGGUUCAGCUGCAAGAGUGCUUGUGGGCUGACUCCUUGGGGCCCUUCAAGGAUGAUAUGCUGUUAGUGGAGAUGAAAACCGGCCUCAACAACACAUCAGUCUGCGCCUUGGAAUCCGGCGGCUGUACACCACUGCCCAGUUUGGCCUCCACGAGAGCUGCUCGCCUUGGAGAGCAGUUGCUGCAAGACUUCCGGUCACACCAGUGUAUGCAGCUGUGGAAUGAUGAUAACCUGGGAUCGCUCUGGGCCUGCCCCAUGGACAAGUACAUCCACAGGCGCUGGGUCCUAGUGUGGCUAGCCUGCCUACUCUUGGCUGCGGUGCUUUUCUUCUUCCUCCUUCUAAAAAAGGACCGCAGGAAAGGUGAGUGCUUCCUGGUCCGGCUCACCCUCACAGGCUCCACCAUCCUUGUAGCGGCUCCUGGCACACGCACAGCCCUGCUCCUCCACUCGGCCGACGGAGCGGGCUACGAGCGUCUGGUGGGCGCGUUGGCGUCAGCGUUGAGCCAGAUGCCCCUGCGCGUGGCCGUGGACCUGUGGAGCCGCCGCGAACUGAGCGCGCACGGAGCCCUGGCCUGGUUCCACGAGCAGCGGCGCCGGACCCUGCAGGAAGAUGGCGUGGUCAUCCUUCUCUUCUCGCCGGAGGCCGUAGCGCAGAGUCAGCAGUGGCUGCAGCUGCAGACGGUGGAGCCGGGGCCGCAUGACACCCUCGCCGCCUGGCUCAGCUGCGUGCUACCCGAUUUCCUGCAAGGCCGGGCGACCGGCCGCUACGUCGGGGUCUACUUCGACGGGCUGCUGCACCCAGACACGGUGCCCGCCCCGUUCCGCGUCGCGCCGCUCUUCUCCCUGCCCUCGCAGCUGCCGGCCUUCCUGGACGUACUGCAGGGAGGUUGCUCCUCCGCCUCGAGGCGACCGGCGGACAGGGUGGAACGAGUGGCCCAGGCGCUGCUGUCCGCCUUGGACAGCUGUACUUCGAGCUCGGAAGCCCCGGGCUGCCGCGAGGAAUGGGACUUGGGACCCUGCCCUGCACUCUAAUAAAGGCCGAUGCAGUAUUCCUAACCGA